Molecule: messenger RNA, 522 nt
Organism: Cyclopterus lumpus (lumpfish)
Lineage: Eukaryota; Metazoa; Chordata; Actinopteri; Perciformes; Cyclopteridae
Product: gamma-crystallin M2-like
Exons: 3
Coding region: 1-522 (173 amino acids)
Biological process (GO): visual perception; lens development in camera-type eye
Molecular function (GO): structural constituent of eye lens
Source: RefSeq, a predicted model, not a curated record
AUGGGAAAGAUCAUCUUCUACGAGGACAGGAACUUCCAGGGUCGCUCUUAUGAGUGCACCAGCGAAUGCUCCGACCUGCAUUCCCACUUCAGCCGCUGCAACUCCAUCCGAGUGGACAGCGGCGAGUGGAUGGUCUACGAGCGGCCCGGCUACGUCGGCUACCAGUACUUCCUGAGGAAGGGCGACUACCCAGACUACCAGCGCUGGAUGGGCUUCAACGACUGUGUGCGAUCCUGCCGCAUGAUCCCGAUGCACCAGAGCUCCCACAGGAUGGUGAUCUACGAGCGCCCGGAGUUCGGAGGCCGCACGAUGGAGCUGACGGACGACUGCCCGUCCCUGAACGAACGCUUCCACUUCAGCGACAUCAACUCCUGCAACGCCAUGGACGGCAACUGGAUCUUCUACGAGCAUCCCAGCUACAGGGGACGCCAGUACCUGGUGCGCCCAGGUGAAUACAGGAGGUUCAACGAGUGGGGGAGCAGCAGUUCUCAGGUGGGGUCCAUCCGACGCAUCGCUGCGUGA